AUGAUACUGCUACGAGGACUACAGGCCCCGGGAGCAGGAGUUAAGGGCCCACUUGCUACAGAACUACGACUGACUACCUUACCUGCCAGGACUACACUGCUCAGGCUACGACGGUUCACCCUCAAGCACAUAGAUAUUGACGAGGAGAAACAAAUACUGGAUGUGGACGCCUGGGUGAUAUAUGAGUGGACAGACUCGAGGCUUGAGUUCGUACCCCAAGCUGGGAUAGAGAAGCUGGCCAUGUCACCUAAGGAGAUCUGGAUGCCGGACCUCAGACUCUACAACAGUGUGGACAUGUUUCAGCGCCUCGGCAGAAGAAAACAAGAAUCAGACAGCACCCUGACGCUGGUGUACCCCGACGGCCGUGUGCUCUACGCCCCGCCAGCCAAACUCCGAGCCUCCUGCGUGACCGACCUCACCUACUGGCCUCACGACAAACACAACUGCUCCAUCGUCCUCGGCUCCUGGGUCCACCACGGCCACACCCUGGACCUCAGACUCGUCGCCAAGGAAGUCAAAGUAGACGUGCCCGAGGUAGAUGGCCCCGACGGCCCCCUUAGUAGGUCAGAAUGGAAGGUGGAGGCAGGGAACAUCACCAGACGCCAGAACUCUUACGAAUGUUGCCCUGAGCCCUACGUGUCCCUGUGGGUGACCCUCAUCCUGGUCCGAGACGCCCCGGCCUUUGCCUGGAUCAUCAAAAUCCCUGUGGCAGGUAUGUGUAUCCUGACGGUGGUGUUGUUCCUACUGCCGCCGGGAGCUGGGGAGAAGUUGGUCUUCGGUGGAUUGUGUCUCAUUCUGGACUUGCUCUUCAUCGCCUACACGUCCAACGUCGUCUCUCACGCCUACUCACACCCCACUCAUAGUGCAGUUGGUGUGUGAACAGGUAGUACUGGUGAUGGUGGCCCUGGUGGUGAGCUGCUUGGUGAUCCGUCUGGUGAAUCAUCCACAUACUUCUGGUUUGCCCUACUGUCUCAGGCGACCACUGGUGCGUCUAGCGUCGAUCCUGUACCUUAGUGACUACAACAACCUGGUAGAUGGCUUCCAGCGUUCUCUCCCUCACGCCCUCAAGUCAGAAGACCUGGAGCUAGGAGGUACAGGGGGAGGAGGUCUGGUAGGAGGUAUCCGACAGGAGGCUACGGUGAGGAACGAGUGGGUCUUCCUAGCUGCCGUAAUUGACCGUCUAUGUCUUAUACUCUACGUCUUUCUCUGCGUCGUCAACUUUAUUCGCUUCCAUGCCGUUUUCUAAGGUUCUCUACCGUGGUUUCUAGUGGGUUUUUACCUGUUUGUUAUGGUUUCUUGCUGUCUGUUGUGGCCUAUUGGUUUCUGUUGCUCUCUAAUGGUUUCUGUUGCUCUCUAAUGGUUUCUGUUGCUCUCUAAUGAUUUCUGUUGCUGUCUAAUGGUUUCUGUUGCUCUCUAAUGGUUUCUGUUGCUCUCUAAUGAUUUCUGUUGCUCUCUAAUGGUUUCUGUUGCUGUCUAAUGGUUUCUGUUGCUCUCUAAUGGUUUCUGUUGCUGUCUAAUGGUUUCUGUUGCUCUCUAAUGGUUUCUGUUGCUCUCUAAUGAUUUCUGUUGCUCUCUAAUGGUUUCUGUUGCUGUCUAAUGGUUUCUGUUGCUCUCUAAUGGUUUCUGUUGCUCUCUAAUGAUUUCUGUUGCUGUCUAAUGGUUUCUAUCCAUUUGUUAAGGUUUCAAGUGAUUUUUAGACCAUAUGGCAACCUGUGACAGUCAUAUGGCAACCCGUGACAGUCAUAUGGCAACCUGUGACAGUCAUGCGAAAACAUGUGACAGUCAUAUGGCAACCUGUGACAGUCAUAUGGCAACCCGUGACAGUCAUAUGGCAACCUGUGACAGUCAUGCGAAAACCUGUGACAGUCAUAUGGCAACCCGUGACAGUCAUAUGGCAACCUGUGACAGUCAUGCGAAAACCUGUGACAGUCAUAUGGCAACCAAUGACAGUCAUAUGGCAACCCAUGACAGUUAUAUGGCAACCUGUGACAGUCAUAUGGCAGCUUGAGUCAUACAACAUAUUUUAUAAUAUUUUUUGUGAAAAUACCAAAUAAUUAUUUUUUAACUAACUAAUAUACUGAGAUAAGUAACGACCACCAUACGUGUAGUGUAUAGGCUGCCAUAUACAUAUAUACUGUAUAGUCAUUAGAAGUAUAUACUGUAUACACAUAUACAUUUUAUGUUUUUAGUCUCUGUUUGUAUUAUUGUGUCUACAGUGUAGGUAUGUAUAAAGUAAGAUUGGUUAUACACACACACACACACACGCACACACACACACACACACACAUACACACA
Homarus americanus (American lobster) is the source of this 2295-nucleotide messenger RNA. Its product is annotated as neuronal acetylcholine receptor subunit alpha-10-like. Gene Ontology annotation, molecular function: extracellular ligand-gated monoatomic ion channel activity; transmembrane signaling receptor activity; neurotransmitter receptor activity. Gene Ontology annotation, cellular component: membrane; neuron projection; synapse. The transcript is spliced from 9 exons. Gene Ontology annotation, biological process: nervous system process; signal transduction; monoatomic ion transmembrane transport. The record is from RefSeq and is a predicted model, not a curated record. Bases 1 to 879 code for a protein of 292 amino acids. NCBI's taxonomy places the organism in Eukaryota, Metazoa, Arthropoda, Malacostraca, Decapoda, Nephropidae.